CGGCGCGCUCCCGUGUAGUAAUUCAUUGUAUCAGAUUGAGACGAGAGGAAGCAGCGAGCGACUCGACUGGUCGGCAAAGCAACUCUGCUCCGGGAAACACUGAAAAUCCGACUGCUAGCCACAUAAACUGCAGGGAUGGCAGCCAUCCGUAAGAAGCUGGUGAUAGUGGGGGAUGGAGCUUGUGGAAAGACCUGCCUUCUGAUUGUCUUCAGCAAAGACCAGUUCCCCGAGGUCUACGUCCCCACUGUGUUUGAGAACUACGUCGCCGACAUAGAAGUUGAUGGCAAACAGGUGGAGUUGGCUCUCUGGGAUACUGCUGGUCAGGAGGACUAUGACAGGCUGAGACCUCUUUCCUAUCCAGACACUGACGUCAUCCUCAUGUGUUUCUCCAUAGACAGCCCUGACAGCUUGGAAAACAUUCCAGAGAAGUGGACCCCAGAGGUCAAACACUUCUGUCCCAAUGUUCCCAUCAUCCUCGUAGGAAACAAGAAAGACCUGCGCAACGAUGAGCACACACGCAGAGAGCUGGCCAAGAUGAAGCAGGAGCCGGUGAAGUCAGAGGAGGGCCGGGACAUGGCCGGCCGAAUCGCAGCUUUCGGUUACAUGGAGUGCUCCGCUAAGACCAAGGACGGCGUGCGGGAGGUGUUCGAGAUGGCCACCAGGGCGGCACUGCAGGCCCGCCGCGGAAAGAAGAGCAAUAAAUGUGUAGUGCUGUAAACUGGCUGACAUAUUUGGACUGUUUUCACCCUGGGCUACUGUACCCAAGGGGCUAGGGCUCGGGAGGGAUUACCAGAUGGGAGAGGGAGGGAGGGGAAGAAAAGAGUGCAGUAAAUGACUACCGCUGUAAAAUGGCUGUUUGUUGGACUGAAUUUACCCUGGGACUUGGGUUUGGGAAGCUUUGAUGAAGAGGGACGGGUGGGUGGGAGGAUGACUACCGCUGUAAACCAUUGGGCUCUUUACCUGUGGGUCUACCAUCAAGAUGGGAAAUUUACACCAGCCAGACGCUGGUACAUUUUGUCUUUUCAACAAGCCACUUACACUGAUGAUGAUCAUUAGGGGAUCCUGGUCCUUUCUAAAAAAUCUUGUAAAACUGAUUAAGUUGCUGGUGAAUUAUGGGAUGUUCAGUGUGGACAACAAAAAAGGUUUAGUUUCCUGCCUGGAUGACUUGACAGAUUGAUGGGGGCAAACAAACAGCACAGUAAAAGAGUACCACUGUAAACGGCCGCCAGUGGACUAUUUAUCCCCAGGUGUUUAUACCUGGAAGUUGGGCUAGGGUGGUGUGGAGUGGGACAGGUAAAGGGACGGGAAGAUUGAAGCGUGGGUGUGACCAUGAUGAGACUGUAUACACCGAAACCAGGGCAAAACUUGCAGUUUUUAUAGUUUUGCACAUUCAGCCUCCUCACUUUAGUUGCUGCUAUUUGACAAGCUCCAAAGUAGACAAAUCACCAGUAAACUGUAUUAAUGCUGUGCUCUCAAAAUGGUGCUUUUAACAGGUAUAAGGUUGAUUAGAUAUUUCUGUUGUAAAAUAGGGCAUUUUAAGAGAAGAUAGUCCUGAUUGGGCUGUUGUAUCCAAGUAAACAAGUGGUCACGUGCUAUCAGGUCUUAUGUGUCGCAUUAUCUCAGCAGCGUGGAGCUACAUGUCCACAUGUCCAACUCAUUUAGUCUCUCACUGGGGCUAAUCCUGUGCUCACAGUGACAAACACAUUGAUCCAUACUCUAACUGAGAUGAUCUGUUACAGCCACCUAAUAGUGAAUGCUCUAUUAUCUGCAGAUAAACUGCAGCUAAUACAGCUCAAAGUCAGAAAAUUGACGGAUCUGGUUUUAGUAGAAGUAAUUCUACUUCCUGUGCAUCAUCUGAAAUGUAAUUCAAAGGGGCUCUUGUAGCCACCUGUAUUCCAAUCGCUGCUUUCAACAUUAGACAUCUUACCAUUUCAGUGUUGAGCACAGCGUGAAGUCCAUAGGAGCAGCAUUCUGACUCACGCUGAGUCUUUACUGAGGUCGGUUUGUCUACUUUAGGAGGUGAUCAGCUGAAGGUUCAUAAACAUUAAUUGUGUUUUGACUGAAUCAGUGGAAGUGGUGGGUGAAUUGUGGUCCCACUGGAUGACAAAGGUAGCUUCCUGCCCUGCAUAGUACAACACGGCUCAGCUCCCAUCCCUUCCUGUUCUACAUAGCUGACGGCUGGUGCUCAUCUUCCCCUGGUUUUAGACCAGGACAAAGAACAAGGAGAGGAGAGUAUUGUGUUUACAUGCACACCACUGAUCUCCUUAUUUGGGAUGAACGACUAUUGAUUUUUUGUUGUGUGUAGGCAUGUAUAAAGGUCAAAUGUACAAUAGCCAGAGCUAGUUUGAGGGGGGAAAAAAAGGUGCCUGGGAAUUACCAUGUUAUCCACCAUAUACAUGUCUGCCUUUUACUGGUUUAACUGUUGGUACCUGCCAUCUGCUCGAACAGUUCAAAAGACAAACAUGUGACACAUGAUGACCUUUUUAAUCCAGAAUACUGUGCACAGAAUUGUCAGGUUGGGCAGCUGGAUAGGUGCUGUUAAUCUACAAGACUAACUGGCAGAGUGAGAAUUAACCACUUGCUGUAUGUUGGUAAUGUUAAAAACCUUAUGCGUGGCCAGUUAUAUUUGGGAUUGAUCAGCCAACAGCCCUCCCUGACUCUUCUGCGUGUUUUACUGUCAGAUUCAGGCUCUCUUGACAGUCUUGAAACCCUCCUGUUCUUCUUCCUGGCCUACAGGGAGGAGCCUAUUCCAGAAACUUGGUCUUGUGUUGUUGUUUUUAUACUUUAUUUCCUGCUUUAAAAAAAAGUCAUAAAUUGUCUAUCAGUAUUUAAAAAUAGGAGGUGUAAGACUAUGGGACUGCUUAUGUGUUGUCGCUUUAGUUUAUUCUUCUUUCAUGCUUUACCCGAUUUUUUUUUUCUGAUGAUUUACAAUUGGUUGUAAGGACCCGUCAAUCAUCCCUGCCAAAUGCUGUUGUUAGGCAGUCAGGAGAAAGGCUGGCCUCUCGGCUGCCUGUCUAGAGCAUCACCGGCUCUUUUUCUGUUCUUUGUUUUUGAACACAAACUUGACUGAAAAGACAAAAAGGAAAACCAAUGCAAGUCUCCUUAUUAUGUACAAAUCAUUUUUAUUUCUACUUUUAUUGUAUUUUUAAAUCCUAAUAUUGGAUGCUGAAGCAGUGACGUAAAACAAAGGAACAGGAAAACCAAGCUGUAUGCAAAGUCUGUAAAUAUAAAAUGUGGGUUUGUUCAUACUAGACUAUACACACGCACAGGACUGGAAACUGUAUUUGUAAACUAGCUUUGGUUUGUGUAAUAAAUUACUUUCUAUAACA
Molecule: messenger RNA, 3329 nt
Organism: Centropristis striata (black sea bass)
Lineage: Eukaryota; Metazoa; Chordata; Actinopteri; Perciformes; Serranidae
Gene: rhoab
Product: ras homolog gene family, member Ab
Exons: 5
Coding region: 136-717 (193 amino acids)
Biological process (GO): stress fiber assembly; small GTPase-mediated signal transduction; cell migration
Cellular component (GO): dendritic spine; cleavage furrow
Molecular function (GO): GTPase activity; GTP binding
Source: RefSeq, a predicted model, not a curated record